AUGCAGAUAAUCAGCUAUAUUUUGUGCAUUAUCAACAUCGCUAUUCCUUUAAAUUAUCUUGCAGUUAUCUACUCAUAAGCUGACAAAAAUUUAAGAAUAAAUUCUAACAUUGAGAGGUAUUUCAGUCCUAUCUAUAAUCUUGGAAGCUUUUUCGCAGUGUUCUAAACUCAAAUAUACUUUAUGUAUUACCUCUAGAGCGUCGGUAGAAGAAAAACAGAGAUUAAGGCUUUUAAAGUUACAAUCAUUUCAACUUCAGCCAUUCUGUUAUAUUCUAUCUACUAUGGAGGAAUUAUGUUUAUGCUUUACUAGACUGAAGAUAAAAAUUAAGAGCCAACAGGUUUUAGUGUAUCUGAUCUACAAACAUUUUUCUUUAAAGUCAAGCCAGGCUACUCUCUGCUUGCUUUGACAAUAUUGCAACAAAUUUUGAUCUUUCCUUUUUACUUUUUUAUGGCAAAGGAAUAUACUUUUGUCCUGUAUGAUGAGUUAAAGAACAGAUCACUAUCGAAAAAGAUUGAAUAGCUUAAAAUGAUGUCAUCAAUGAAAGAUGUUUAUACUGAGUUGAUGCUCAAAAUUGAGAUUUGUGGCUUUAUUAUGGUGUGGUUUAGGAUUUCUUUUGACACUUAGUUUAAUGGCUGA
Messenger RNA from Stylonychia lemnae, 636 nucleotides. Lineage: Eukaryota; Ciliophora; Spirotrichea; Sporadotrichida; Oxytrichidae. The record is from the annotation of a GenBank genome assembly.